AUGCCAAGUCAAUUUUCUGUGAAGGUUCCUAUAAUUUUGUCCAAAUCAAAUAACAUUAAACAGAUUUUGAAAAGGGAUGAAAUUAGGAAUGAUUCAGAAGUUGAUGUUCUGAGCAAACAGAUUUCAGUGCUGGAUAGGAAGCAGCUGAAUAAUCAUGUCACAAUCCAGAGUAAACAGCAGCCAGUGAAACUCCUGAAUGGAACUCAUGUUGCCUACUCAAAUGGAACUCAUGUUGGAUACUCUAAUGGAAGUCAUGCUGCAUACUCUAAUGGAAAUUAUGCUGCAUACCCACAGAGAGUUAUGAGCAACAACACAGCAUCCUAUGCUGCUCCUAAGGUAUUUACUUCCUAUGCUUCCAAUGUCUUCCAAUACAUGCAGAAGACUCCUCAACCAGUGAUCAACAUGCAAUUUCCUCUAAUGAACUCCUCAGUGAAGUUGAUUGACGAGUCGUUCAAAUGGGUAGCUACCAAAACUGACAUGCUGUUGGACCAAUAUAACUACCUGGUGGUGGGUGUCCUGGGAACGCAGAAUUCUGGCAAGUCCACAUUCAUGUCUCAACUGGCUGGCACUGUCAACAGGAAUGAUAACAAGUUGAUGUUCAGCAAGCAGAGUACUCGUACUCGAGAGUCGGGUGUCCACAUGACGCUUGGAGUCGACAUGUACGUCACCCCAGAGAGGAUGAUACUGCUCGAUUCGCAGCCGUUGUUCAGUGCAUCAAAUAUGUGUGACAAGAUACAACUGGAGAGGAAGCGUAUGAUAGAUAGUAUAGAUGCCAAUUUGGAUGUUCAGUCCAUCCAGCUGACUACCUUCAUGAUGUCCGUCUGCAAUGUGAUUUUUGUCGUCGUAGACUGGUUCAUUGAUGACAAGAUUUUCAAGUUACUGGAGACAGCAGAGUUGUUUAAGCCCAGGAAUCCAUAUGACACCAUGGGAAAACAUUUCAAACCUCCCUCACCUCAUAUUGUGUUUGUGUUGAACAAGUGCAACUUGGAGGACUUGAGCCUGCGUUGCAGCACAGAGGAUAUGAUUGAAAAUUUUAUGAGCCAAUCAAAGUUCAACUACAGAGGUUUGACUCAGAAGUCAAUCGGUACAGGAGUGAAGAAGAAAAAUGAGGAUAGCGAAAUAGAGAAAAGAACAGUUAAUCUGGUUACCCUGCCUUUAAUAGGCAACAAGGAGGAUGCAAACUGGGCAGUUUCGAUGGGAACUAAGUUUGAAAGUUUGAGGGGCUGUCGAGACUUUGAGGAGCAGGUGAGGAGGCUGAGGAACAAGUUGCUGACUUCGCAGAAGGAUUUGAUGUUCAACAAGUUCAAUGAGAAGAAGUGGCUCUUUUAUGCAUCAAAAGCGUGGGAAAUAAUUAGAAAGUCACCGGCUAUGUGCGAGUACAAUCGUUUGACUUCGUGA
This is a messenger RNA of Helobdella robusta, 1398 nucleotides long. RefSeq lists its product as hypothetical. Gene Ontology annotation, biological process: nuclear-transcribed mRNA catabolic process, nonsense-mediated decay. The record is from RefSeq and is a predicted model, not a curated record. NCBI's taxonomy places the organism in Eukaryota, Metazoa, Annelida, Clitellata, Rhynchobdellida, Glossiphoniidae. The coding region runs from base 1 to 1398 and encodes 465 amino acids. The transcript has 12 exons.